Molecule: messenger RNA, 909 nt
Organism: Olea europaea var. sylvestris
Lineage: Eukaryota; Viridiplantae; Streptophyta; Magnoliopsida; Lamiales; Oleaceae
Product: CASP-like protein 5B2
Exons: 3
Coding region: 333-797 (154 amino acids)
Cellular component (GO): membrane
Source: RefSeq, a predicted model, not a curated record
CGUCUAUGAUCAUAACAGUUGAUUCAGAAUCUCAGAUCACAAUCACAUCCAAUUUACGCCUCCGAUCUUUACUAUUGUCAGCAAUGAAUAAAUACUGUAAAAAACGUCACAAAAAUUAUAUUAAACCAUAGUUGUUUCUUUCAGUUUUACAGCCAUUAAAGGAAAGGGGAUUUCUACUUUGUUCUUCAUCAUAAGCAAGCAUAAACGUGGGAAUGUUCUGACAAUCUAGGAGCAUCCAAUUCCAACUGUCCCAGAUUUUUGGGAAAGCAAAACCCACCUCAUAAAGAUUCGAUCUUCACUAAACACAUGCAUUUAGAGAGAGAAAUAGAAAGAUGAAAGAGCUGUUUGGGAGUCCAGGAACAAAGAGUGGGCUCAUAUUAAGGGUUGGGCAGAGUUUGUUUGCAGCUUCUUCAAUUGGAAUUAUGGCAUCUGCGUCUGGGUUUUCUACUACUACUGCCUUUUGCUACUUAAUAGCAUCAAUGGGGCUUCAGUUUUUAUGGAGCUUUGGACUUGCCUGCAUAGACGUACAUGCUUUGAAGUUCAAUAAAGACCUGCAUAAUCAAAUCAUCGUGAGCCUGUUUGUUGUUGGCGACUGGGUGACAGCAACUCUAUCACUUGCAGCUUCAUGUUCAUCAGCUGGUGUGGCGGUACUCUUUACUAAAGACACAGAUAUCUGCAAGGUAGAGACUAAUUUCUCGUGCUAUAUGUUCCAGAUAUCCAUAGCUUUUGCUUUCGCAUCAUGGUUUCUUCUUGCUGUAUCUUCUUAUGUCAUGUUUUGGCUUCUGGCCUCGAUUUAAAUGACCUGUGAUUGACACGAUCAACACACAAACACAAUUUUGAACUCAUAAUGUACACAUUUCUGACUUUGAACCGUUUUAUAGAAAUAAUUAAAUUCUUUUCCCGUCUCAA